Messenger RNA from Cebus imitator (Panamanian white-faced capuchin), 3371 nucleotides. It is a transcript of the gene RASGEF1A, whose product is annotated as RasGEF domain family member 1A. The transcript has 13 exons. Gene Ontology annotation, biological process: Ras protein signal transduction; positive regulation of GTPase activity. The record is from RefSeq and is a predicted model, not a curated record. The coding region runs from base 231 to 1676 and encodes 481 amino acids. Gene Ontology annotation, molecular function: guanyl-nucleotide exchange factor activity. NCBI's taxonomy places the organism in Eukaryota, Metazoa, Chordata, Mammalia, Primates, Cebidae. Gene Ontology annotation, cellular component: plasma membrane.
GCUCCGUGCCCGCUCGGCGCUCGCCCGCUCGCUCGCGUUCCCCGGCGCCGGCUGCGGAGGGAGCUGCUCUGCCCGCAGCUGGCGCAGCGCGGGGGCAGCCGCGGGUGGGCGGGUGCCGCGGGCCCUGGCGCCGAGCAUGAGCCGCCGCCGGCGCUGGCCGCGCGCUGCUUGGGGCCCGACUGCGGCGCGAGGGCGGCGCGGGAGUGACGCUGGCCCGGACCGAGGAAACUAUGCCCCAGACAUCUGUCGUCUUCUCUAGCAUACUUGGGCCCAGCUGUAGCGGACAGGUGCAGCCUGGCAUGGGGGAGCGUGGAGGAGGGGCCAGCAGCGGCUCUGGGGACCUCAUCUUCCAAGAUGGACGCCUCAUCUCUGGGUCCCUGGAGGCCCUGAUGGAGCACCUUGUUCCCACGGUGGACUAUUACCCUGAUAGGACAUACAUCUUCACCUUUCUCUUGAGCUCCCGGGUCUUCAUGCCCCCUCAUGACCUGCUGGCCCGCGUGGGGCAGAUCUGCGUAGAGCAGAGGCAGCAGCUGGAGGCCGGGCCUGAAAAAGCCAAGCUGAAGUCCUUCUCAGCCAAGAUUGUGCAGCUCCUGAAGGAGUGGACGGAGGCCUUCCCCUAUGAUUUCCAGGAUGAGAAGGCCAUGGCCGAGCUGAAAGCUAUCACACACCGUGUCACCCAGUGCGACGAGGAGAAUGGCACAGUGAAGAAGGCCAUUGCCCAGAUGACCCAGAGCCUGCUGCUGUCCCUGGCUGCCCGGAGCCAGCUCCAGGAACUGCGAGAGAAGCUCCGGCCAUCGGCUGUAGACAAGGGGCCCAUCCUCAAGACCAAGCCACCUGCUGCCCAGAAGGACAUCCUGGGUGUGUGCUGUGACCCCCUGGUGCUGGCCCAGCAGCUGACUCACAUUGAGCUGGACAGGGUCAGCAGCAUUCACCCUGAGGACUUGAUGCAGAUUGUCAGCCACAUGGACUCCUUGGACAACCACAGGUGCCGAGGGGACCUGACCAAGACCUAUAGCCUGGAGGCCUACGACAACUGGUUCAACUGCCUGAGCAUGCUGGUGGCCACUGAAGUGUGCCGGGUGGUGAAGAAGAAGCACCGGACCCGGAUGUUGGAGUUCUUCAUUGAUGUGGCUCGGGAGUGCUUCAACAUCGGGAACUUCAACUCCAUGAUGGCCAUCAUCUCUGGCAUGAACCUCAGUCCUGUGGCGAGGCUGAAGAAAACCUGGUCCAAGGUCAAGACAGCCAAGUUUGAUGUCUUGGAGCAUCACAUGGACCCGUCCAGCAACUUCUGCAACUACCGCACAGCCCUGCAGGGGGCCACGCAGAGGUCCCAGAUGGCCAACAGCAGCCGUGAGAAGAUCGUCAUCCCUGUGUUCAACCUCUUCGUUAAGGACAUCUACUUCCUGCACAAAAUCCACACCAACCACCUGCCCAAUGGGCACAUUAACUUUAAGAAAUUUUGGGAGAUAUCCAGACAGAUCCAUGAGUUUAUGACAUGGACACAGGUAGAGUGUCCCUUCGAGAAGGACAAGAAGAUUCAGAGUUAUCUGCUCACGGCACCCAUCUACAGCGAGGAAGCUCUCUUCGUUGCCUCCUUUGAAAGUGAGGGUCCCGAGAACCACAUGGAAAAGGACAGCUGGAAGACCCUCAGGACCACCCUCCUCAACAGAGCCUGAGGCGGAUGCAGCCUGCGACGCCAGAGGAAGCACGUGUACUAACCGGGUUUAAAUCUUGACUGAUGUGGGUUGAGACGAGGAGGCCUCACUGGUUGGGGUCCAUUUUGUAUAUAACUUUUAUGAGAAAAAAUGGUAAUUAUUUCACGCAUCAACCUUUGGCACUUACAAAGUUUUUUUGUUUAUUUUAAAUAACAGGGCAGGGCCCUGCUUUGGGGAGGGGUACGGGAGAGUAUCAUGGGAGAUGGCAUCCAUGAUAACAUCUUAUUCUAAUGAAAUGUAGAUUUUUAUUUUCUACUUUUGAUUAUUAACAUCUUAUGAAAAAAAUAUUUUAAAAAACCCAACCAAAACCAACAUGAGCCCUGCCUGCUAGGACGCCUUUCCAGCCAGUGUCUCUGACGUCGGGGUUAGUGCCUUAGAGGGUACUGGGGUCUGGUCUUCCUGCUCCAUGGUUCGGGCUGCAGUGAGCCUCACUCAACCUGGGCACCUGCCCUCAGGAGCUUGGGCCACGAGGCUCUGCAGGAGGGCUGGUGGCUGGGAGGUUGCAUCUGCACGCUUCUGGAAGCGAGCCUUUGAGUACGGGCUAUCCAAAGUUUACAUUUUCAUUUUCCUUUCAGGGAUUUGUGGGGUCAGGGAGGGGCAGGGGGCACCUGGCAGCAUAUUUUCUGUGACAAUGUGUUCAGCAAAUCAUUCUUCAAUUACAUUUUAGAAAGGAGGAAAUCUAAAAUAAGGUAAGGGAGGGAAACAUGGAGUUGUCAGUUUUCUGGUCUGCAACUGAAAGACACACUGAGCUGUGAUGAAGAAAAAUACACGGGUGACUGCAGAGUGGUGACAUUUAGAGCUAGUCUUGAAACCCACCUACAGAGGGGAGGGCAGCCAAUAGCCCUCCUCCCACCUGAGUGGGCAGCGCCCCUAACUGGAGUCGGAAACACAGAAAAUUUGCCAGGCCAUACUGUUGGAGCCCAUUCAGAUAAAACUGCCCAAUGCUGGGAGGAGUUUUCCACACCCAGCUGGAGGAGCACACUCCAUUUUUCCACGUCUGACUUCCUGGUGUGAGCCCUGGGCCUUACUUACCAUGGUGCGGGACAGCUGUCCCUCAGAAAACGGGCAGUCCAUCCACUCGGACCAUCUCCUUCGCAGGAACUCCACACCCUCGUCCCUCUGCAUUCCCAGCUUCCGCAGGAGCCUGGGUGAGGACGGUCCAGGUCUCAAUUCCCAAGGCUCCUGGGAGAGCCUGAGGACACUGGGAGAGGCUAGGCCUGGGGAGGAGGCGGCCCUGGGCCCGCUGCCCAUGCCUCUGGCCCUGGGUGGAGAAGGAAUAGUUCCACUGUAUUGUCACAGUGUGUUUGCACUUUCCAAGGUUCUAGCUAGUACAGAUUGUAUAUUGAUAGUACAUAUUGCUUUGCUUAUGUCUUUGAGAUGAGAAAGGCUUAAAACUUGAGAAUAUAUAUUUGGAAUACAGCCUUAGAAUGGUUUCUGUACACAUCCACGUGCACUUCACAGAUGAUCAGUUCUAGUACCUACUUGAAACAGCGUCUAUGUCUGCCACUUUAUUUUUCCAAUUUGAUAACAUAUCCUGAUUUGAUGUUUUGGUAUUUGAAAUGAACUCUGGAGUAUGAAGCUGUACCAUAAUGUAGGAUGUCAGUUUUGGUGUGACUGGACAUACUUGCUUCAAUAAAAGAACAUGUCACUCCCCUC